AUUCUCUUUCCGCCGAUCAUGUGAUCGCAAAAAAAAAAAAACACUCUUGAGAAAGAAAAAGUAAAUAUAUCCUUUCCGUGUCUUACUGGUUCGUAGACAAAGAGAUACAAGCUACAUUAGUUCGGCGGUGUGUGUCUACUCUAUUACUCUGGCCGUAUGAAUUACGUCUACGCAAGUUAAUGACAGGAUAUAAUUGUAAUGCAAGAGUAAUUUAUUGACUGGCUGUAUUCGGUUUAGAUACAUCUUUUGGUGACCGUUAUACCUGUAAUACCGGGAAUGCGAGAUUCAGCGUUGUUUCUUAGUUUCUGUAUUUUGUGUAUAACUAUACUCCAGGCCCCGGGGGCACCUCGGUGUCCCCCAUGUACCGGGCACCCCUCAUGCCCCAAACUCCGGGAAGGAUGUGAGAGGGUGGCCUUGCCAUGCAGUUGUUGUGAUGACUGUGCCAGGCUGAUUGGAGAGAAUUGCUCUGCCUACAGUCCAAGAUGUGCCUCGGGACUAAUGUGUAUGAACAUGCGAGGAGAGGCACUGGAGCGGGUCCCUCGGAUUAUGAGAACCUACCAUGGGAUAUGUCAAAAUGUUGUGGUUCAGCCAGUUGUCGUGGAGAACACAGAUAUUGAAGAGAGGCAGAUAGGAUCAAAACAUUACAGGAAUGGAGUCUAAACAGACGCUCCGUAAACCACUAUCAUACAUGUACACCGCGUGUUUGUAAAUUGAUUGCAAUGUAUUGUACCUGAUCAUUGUCUCACAUAGCCUUAUAGUGAUCUUACACAGUACCUGUUUAUAAACCGACACCAUCAUAUUUUAUGUACUUGUUAAACCAUAAUUCGUAUCUUACUUUCUGGUUUUUUUAAUCAUGAAAAAGACAUCAGUUGUAAUUUUACUAUUUAUAAUCAAACCUGUCGACAUUUGCCUCCAUCACGAGCUUGUUGUACGCCAGACCGUUAGUUUACUAAUCGAUGGUGUUACCUAUACUGUCGUGUUACAUUGUCUGUUUCAAUGUAAGGGUACUGAUUCAAUGUCGAACAUAAAAUAAUACUUCCCUGUUAAAGGUAAAUGUUAUUUCCUGUAUAUCAAAACAAAGCCAAUUGUAAGCAGCGAACAUUUUGUCGAGUUAAAGAAAAGCAUCAUGUGUAUUUUGGACACUUGUAUUUUUUGCAUUAGUAAAAAGAAAAGUAAAUCUAGCCGCGAAAUACUGACUGAAUACUAACUCUUAUCCGUUAGGAAUGGUAUACUCUGUGUGUAGUAAAGCGAGACGGCACAUUUCUACUGGAUGUAUCUAGGUUUUACACGAUAUCCUGACAGUGUAAUCAUCAAAGGGUCAUGAUCAUCAGGUAGCGCUUUUGGAGACACGUUUUCCUCCUUAUCCUGGUCACUUUUAUUUCAUCGAAUCAGUAACACAGCAAGUGUUUAUGGCUUCUAAUAGCUCUAUGUUAUCAUCAGAGGUGUAGUGCUAACCUGUGCUUAUGUUCAUGUUAUUGUAAUAAAUACUGUUAUCAUUCCUA
Pecten maximus is the source of this 1502-nucleotide messenger RNA. RefSeq names its product insulin-like growth factor-binding protein 5. Gene Ontology annotation, cellular component: extracellular region. The record is from RefSeq and is a predicted model, not a curated record. NCBI's taxonomy places the organism in Eukaryota, Metazoa, Mollusca, Bivalvia, Pectinida, Pectinidae. The transcript is spliced from 3 exons. The coding region runs from base 277 to 660 and encodes 127 amino acids.